UAGAACUUCUACAGUAGAAGCCCGUCAAUUGACGUGCAAAAUAGGCCCGUCGAUAAGCCCGUUACCCUAACAUUAGUGAAGUUAGCCUCUCCUGUUCUCUCUGCAGAGUGGAGAAAGGAAAGGAGAGGCUAACUUCUCAAAAAAGCCACCGACCCAGCAGCGAUACACUCGCCUGCUUUAUAUAGUUUAGAUAGACGACUGGAGGUGAAAGUUACGUUAGUCAAGUCUACAAAAUUUUAAUACCGGGCCGGUAUUACCGGCCGGAAACAAAUUGAAAAUGGAAGUAGAUAACUCAACAGACCUCACCACCAGUAAUGGCAAGAACUGGCCAGCAGUCAGUCAACCAAGAAGGAACUGACGAGCAGUCAAUUAGAAAUGCUGGAAAUGCUGUCAAAAAUACCAGAGUUGCGGGUUAAAAAUCAACAAAAGACUGAAACCGAUUUGACCAACGAGGAGAAGUUUGAUGCUCUGAGGGAGAAAUUCGUUCUAAGCCCUCUCACAUUUUUGACCAGCUUUGGAAAACAUUUCACCCAGUCGAAUCAAUUCCAAUGUUUGCGGGACAUACAAGACGAAGGUGUCGAAACAUAUUUGAAGCUAUUAGACAGAAACCUGAGCGGUGCUAAACUCCGUCUAAAGAACAGACGUUAUGCAGCUUUACAAAAAUUGGUGGACACGACAGAUUACUUUACAGAAGAAGAAAUGCAGAGACGAAACCCUAUUUUGUUUGACCAAUUAAUAGGAAAAUUUCAGUCAAAGGAAGAAAAGGAAGCGUUUGCAUCACGAUCAUAUAACACGGCCGCAUGUUCGAAAACUCCCCUGACGGAUUUGCUUAUGGCACAUAUGAACCGUAAUGAGCAGGGUGAAAGUUAUCGACGCCUUGAUCAAGAACAGCAAACAGCUGAGGAGGAAGAGGCAGACAAUGAAUAUUUUGAUGAUGAUGAAGAAAUGGACCAAGGCAAUUCACCAUCAAGAAGGAGCCAAGGGAAGAUUGUGGACGAGGAUGAUUGUGAAGAGAUUGAAGAUGAGGAGAAAGAGAUUCUAAAAGAAGAGUUCUUCACCACAAUGUAUCAACAUUUCUUGGAUGGGAAGGAUAUUGACUUUGACUAUGCAAGUGUGGAUAACAAUGACGAGUAUGAUAUUGGUGAAAACUUGGAACUAGAUGAACAAGAAAAAUACUUUGAUGGAGAGGAACCAUGUGACAUCAAUUCAAUCGAUUCAUCAAGUUGUGAAGAUGUGAUGUAUAAGCCCCCAGUAAGAUGCUCAGAUAUUGAAUUCAAAAUCCAAACCUUGACUGUUAAAUCUGACUGCAAUUCUCCAAGUUAUACUAAAGUUAGAGAUAACUUACAAAUGAACCAAAAUAAUGAAGACGACGAAGAUGAACUCGAUGCUUAUAUGAAAACUAUUGAGAAACAGCUUCAAAGUCAAUAACCAAAGUGUGUGUAGCCAUGACCAUGAUGCAAUGAAAAUCCAACAACCCUAAAUGAACAAACUACUCGAAUUAAUAACACCUUCAAUUCAAGUUGAAAGCUUCAACAAUGUGGACAACGGUGAAAUCGAUAAUUUUCUGCCAUUAUUGCAGGCGAAGAAGCGAUGAGGAAAACGAGGAAAGUAGUGCCCUAUUGAAAAAAGAAAAUAAGAAUGCUACAUGUAAUACGUUACAAUGCGAUCAACCAAAGUUUGGGGCCGAGAUGAACUACAAACAUUGCCAGUACCCCUCCACUUGUGGAAUACAAAAUGCCAACUUCCAAGGAAUGCAUUCUACUACAAAAAAUGUUUCUAAAAAUAAAAUUGAGUCGUCAGACACACCCAACCCUCUUCAAGUCAGUAAUACGAAAUCACUUGCCUAUCUUAAAAACGGAACAAUGGGCAAUGAAUCAUCGGCUAUCGGCAUUCCAAAAUUGGCAAUUGGUGAUCAAAUUUCAGCCUCAUCCGCCCAGAAGCCGCCAAUUGUUUUAAAGGCUACUAAAUCUGUUUCUGACAACACAGUGUCUGCCAAUUCACCUCUUUGGAGACAAAUGGAAAGCCUGAAUUCAGUUUUGGAUGCCAGACCUCCAACUAUGAAAUAACCCUGCGUUAAUGAAGCCUGCAGAAUAUUUUAUAAGAUAUGUAGCUACUCAUCAAUUAGUUAGCACAUGCAAAAUAAUACACAUUACGUUUAAUUAAAUUCCUCCAUCUCUGUUCCUUGACUGACGCAUUGAACGGCAGCACUGAAUUGACUUGACCCAACUUUAUUACUGCAGAAUAACUUAUUUACUUUAUGUUAUUAAUUCGAAGUUAUUGUGUUGUAAUAAAAAGAUACAAAUAAUUAUAAGUAUUUA
Molecule: messenger RNA, 2318 nt
Organism: Folsomia candida
Lineage: Eukaryota; Metazoa; Arthropoda; Collembola; Entomobryomorpha; Isotomidae
Product: coiled-coil domain-containing protein 97
Exons: 6
Coding region: 376-1428 (350 amino acids)
Source: RefSeq, a predicted model, not a curated record